Messenger RNA from Ochlerotatus camptorhynchus, 987 nucleotides. RefSeq names its product ribosomal protein L10 (gene RpL10). The coding region runs from base 129 to 788 and encodes 219 amino acids. NCBI's taxonomy places the organism in Eukaryota, Metazoa, Arthropoda, Insecta, Diptera, Culicidae. The transcript is spliced from 5 exons. Gene Ontology annotation, cellular component: cytosolic large ribosomal subunit; ribosome. Gene Ontology annotation, biological process: ribosomal large subunit assembly; translation. The record is from RefSeq and is a predicted model, not a curated record. Gene Ontology annotation, molecular function: structural constituent of ribosome.
GCAACCGGAAACUCGCGGUGAAACGUCAAAGCCGCUGUCAACCCGCGACAGCUUCACUCUUUCCGGCAUUAAUUCGCUACUAGUGAGCACACAUUUCUGUGAGCGCUAGUUAGUUUAACACCGUCAAAAUGGGAAGACGUCCCGCAAGAUGUUAUCGCUACUGUAAGAACAAGCCCUACCCCAAGUCACGGUUCUGCCGUGGUGUCCCAGACCCGAAGAUCCGUAUCUUCGAUCUUGGUCGCAAGAAGGCCUACGUCGAAGACUUCCCGCUGUGCGUCCAUUUGGUGUCCGAUGAGUACGAACAGCUGAGCUCGGAAGCCCUGGAAGCAGGACGUAUUUGCUGCAACAAGUACUUGGUCAAGUUCUGCGGCAAGGAUCAGUUCCAUAUCCGCAUGCGUCUGCAUCCGUUCCACGUCAUCCGCAUCAACAAGAUGUUGUCGUGCGCCGGAGCUGAUAGACUCCAAACUGGAAUGCGUGGUGCCUUCGGUAAGCCCCAGGGAACCGUUGCCCGUGUCCGUAUCGGUCAGCCAAUCAUGUCGGUGCGCUCUAGCGACCGCUACAAGGCGCAGGUCAUCGAGGCCCUCCGUCGUGCGAAGUUCAAGUUCCCCGGUCGUCAGAAGAUCUUCGUCUCCAAGAAGUGGGGCUUCACCAAGUACGACCGCGACGAGUACCUGAAGCACCAGGAGGAAGGCCGUCUGGUUACGGAUGGUUGCGGUGUCCAGUUCAAGAACGAUCACGGACCACUGGCCAAGUGGGAACAGCACCAGCGUAACCGUCUGAAGGCCUAAGACACUCUUUCCAGCCGUAAGCCCGAAAGAGAAGGAAGAACCGAAACGUUUGCGGUAACCCGGAAGACCAGCUAAGGGUUGUUCUGUGUAUUUUUUUUUGUACGCUAAGGACUGAGAAUGUGCGUGAAGAAGGAAAAUGUUCGAAAUGGAGAAAAUAAGUCCACAAAAUAAAUGGAGGAUCCGUAUUUUGCUGGCAAAA